AAAUUAAAUGAACUAUUUGUUUUAUUUUUCUCAAAAGAUGGCAGCACCAGUAGCCUGACGCCGCAAAAUGGCGCCGAUAUUUUAAUAUCUGUGGAUCUGUAAUUUAACAGCUUUGUUUUACUGAAGUGUGAGACAAAAUUACAGCAAAUUGUCCGGAUUUGUGGAUAUUUUAUUAAAUAAUUUAUAAUGGCUCGGAACAAAUCUCCGUCGAUUGUUUCUGAUAAAGAUAAAAAGAAACUAAAAGAAAAAAAGAAAAAAGGGGAUUCCGGAUCCAGUAGCAGUGAAAGUAGUGGAAGUUCAUCGGAGAGCAGUUCUUCAAGAUCUUCAUCUCGGUCGUCGUCAAGCAGUUCGGGUAGUUCGUCCCGGUCAUCAUCUAGCUCAAGUUCCUCGAGCAGCAGCAGCAGUAAUAAUGAUCGCUCGAGACCAAAGAAGAAGACUUCUCCACUAAAAAGUCCAUUAAAAGAUCGUCGGGAUCCAGAUGCAGAGAGACUUCGAGAUAGAUCACCAUUAGGAGAUAAAAAAAAAAUUACAGCACCUUCAAGUAAUGACAAAUCUAAAAGCAAAGAUAAACAUGAAAGAUCACCAGGGCGUAAAAAACGUGAACGUUCACCGCCACCCCGCCCAACUCGAAUACAUAUUGGCAGGCUAACUUUAAAUGUGUCGAGAGACCAUAUACAUGAAAUUUUCUCUACAUAUGGUACUGUAAAAGCAGUUGAGUUCCCAAUGGAUAGACUACAUCCACACAAUGGUCGAGGCUAUGCUUAUGUUGAAUUUAGCAAUGCGGAUGAAGCUGAGAAUGCCAUGAAACACAUGGAUGGAGGACAAAUCGACGGUCAGGAGAUAACCGCAGCGCCGGUACUGAUACCGUCGCGUCCGCGCCGACCGUCGCCACGCCCUCCGCCCCGCCACGCGCUGCCUCGACGUCACUCACCACCGAGGUACCGGCGCCGCAGCCCGCCCCCGCGGCGCCGCUCCCCGCCGCGCCGCCGCCGCUCGCGCUCGCGCUCCCCGCGCGCCGCCCCGCGCCGCCGCCGCUCCAGGUCCUCCUCCUCGUCCUCCCGGUAG
Messenger RNA from Melitaea cinxia (Glanville fritillary), 1065 nucleotides. Its product is annotated as RNA-binding protein with serine-rich domain 1-A-like. Gene Ontology annotation, molecular function: RNA binding. Gene Ontology annotation, cellular component: nucleoplasm; ASAP complex; cytoplasm. The record is from RefSeq and is a predicted model, not a curated record. Bases 187 to 1065 code for a protein of 292 amino acids. Lineage: Eukaryota; Metazoa; Arthropoda; Insecta; Lepidoptera; Nymphalidae. The transcript is spliced from 7 exons. Gene Ontology annotation, biological process: mRNA splicing, via spliceosome.